This is a messenger RNA of Episyrphus balteatus (marmalade hoverfly), 4617 nucleotides long. RefSeq names its product F-BAR domain only protein 2. Gene Ontology annotation, molecular function: transcription coregulator activity; histone H3K9 demethylase activity; chromatin DNA binding. Gene Ontology annotation, cellular component: clathrin-coated vesicle; histone deacetylase complex; chromatin. The transcript has 16 exons. The record is from RefSeq and is a predicted model, not a curated record. Gene Ontology annotation, biological process: clathrin coat assembly; regulation of transcription by RNA polymerase II; clathrin-dependent endocytosis. Bases 1079 to 4471 code for a protein of 1130 amino acids. NCBI's taxonomy places the organism in Eukaryota, Metazoa, Arthropoda, Insecta, Diptera, Syrphidae.
GUUCAUCGUUUUCUUUCCAACAAUCGACUCCAUUAAAAUAUCCCUUGUAAAAAAUACAAAUAUUUCUUAUUUAAAUCCACAUAAAAUCAGUAAAAUUUAUGUUUAAAAUAAACACCAAUCAUCAACAAUUCCAUUGAUAUCAAAUUCUUGAUAAACAAAUUUAUAUUUUGUGUGUUUUGAUAAAUAAUAAAAUAACACAAAAAUACGCCUCAAGUGAAGAAAAAAAAAUGUUCAUUACCAGAGUCUCCAAAGAUACGGCAUAAGAAAAAAAUAGUAAAAUAAAACACUACUAACCGAGUGGAGAGUUACAUACAUAAUUAUGGCGGAUAUGUCAAAUAUUUUAUUGCAGUGGCAUUAUUGAUUUGGUUGGAUUAAAAUUUUUAUCAACUCUUGGUUUUUUUUUCUUCUUUUUUCUCAAUCAAAUAUCAUCAGAGUGUAAUUGUGCAGUGGAUUAUAGAUUUAUCAAUAAUCUAAUUAAAAUAAAAGAAAAAAAAACUGAAAUAAAAUUGAUAAACGCGUAGUAAAUGGGCGUACAUUAAUCUCGCACACCAACGAAGUUACAAGGAACGCUGUUUCUGCUGCUUCUCUUUGCUACUCUAAAGUGCCUUUUUCUUUGCUCAUUAUAAGAUUCCUCAAACUUCUAUAAAAAUAACAGUAUUACUCUCAACAUGUUUUCUUUGGACUUCGUAUUAAAAUAAAACGAAUACUUUCAAUAUCGCAUGUCAACAUUAAUGAUAAUUUAAUUUAAUUUUACUACACAAAAUGCUACUGCAUUCGAAGCAACAACAAUAACAAAUUCAAUAGCCAAUCCAUACUCCAAAUCAAUCGUUAUAAAGAUGUCAACUAAAGCAUUAAUAAGUUCAAUCAUGGGGAAGAAAACAAAAAUUUAGUACAAUUUACAUUUAAUUAAAACUCGAAAAACAAUCUCAGUCAGCGUUAUUAUUCAAUUUGAUUUGAUUUCUUAAAAACAUCGCAAUUCUUUGGGGGUCACGUCAAUUACAAUAAAUUUGAGAGUUUUUUUUUAUACAUUCAUAAAAAUACACAGCAUUCAACCUUAUAUUGAAUAAGAACAGUCAAAAUGACGGUCGAUUUCAACGAUUACUUUUGGGGUGAGAAGAACAAUGGUUUUGAUGUUCUUUAUCACAACAUGAAGUUCGGUGUUGUGGCUAGUAAAGAACUAUCAGAGUUUUUUCGAGAGAAAUCGAACAUUGAGGAGCAAAAUUCUAAAUUAAUGACCAAACUAGCUCACAAAGCUGGUUCGGGAACUUUAAAUAGUACAUUUGCUCCAGUAUGGACGAUCUUACGUACAUCAGCAGAGAAACUAUCCGCUUUGCAUCUACAAAUGGUUCAAAAGCUAACUGAGUUGGUUAAAGAUGUUGCUAAGUAUGCCGAUGAAUUACAUAAAAAACAUAAACUGGUCAAAGAAGAAGAAUCCCAUACGCUGGAAUGUGUGCAGGCAAUGCAAUCAUCUACAGCUGCUGUACAAAAAUCGAAGGAUUUGUAUACAACCAAAGUAUUGGAGUUGGAGAAGUUGCGAAAGGACAAUGGCUCACCGAAGGACAUUGAAAAAGUCGAAUCAAAGUUGAAGAAAUUACAGGAGGACUAUAAAGUUCUUUUGGAUAAACACAAUCCGAUUAAAACUGAAUUCGAACGUAAAAUGACACAGACUUGCAGAAGAUUUCAGGAAAUCGAAGAGGUUCACCUGAGACAAAUGAAGGAGUUUUUAUCGACUUACUUAGAAUUGGUGCAGAACAAUCACGAUAUGGUUGGACAGGUUCACUCUGACUUUAAACGUCAAUUCCUCGAUAUGACUGUAGAUAAGCUGCUUGAACAGUUUGUUUUAAAUAAAUAUACCGGUCUGGAGAAGCCUGAAAUAUCCGAACUCCCGUUCAUUACCUUAUCGACGCAACCCACUUCUUCGACAAGUUCGCAUUUAAAUAUCUCCAAUCGACCAAUAUCACCUGCAAAUCUCACAGAUACACAACAACAACUACAGCAACAACACCAAUUACCAAAACAACAACAACAACCACAUCAACAACAGCAACAACAACAAGUGAAUUUGGAUGUUCUUACAUCAUCGGACAUUGGUGGGUCUAGCCUCAACAGUGAGAUCGUCAGUGGUAGCAGACUAUAUCUGUCCACAACAAAACCAGAUUCUGAUCCAAAGAGCCAAUACUCUUCGGCAGAGCGUAGCAUCGAAAAUAUCGAAAACAUUUCGCGAGCCUUAUCACCAGAGCCCAUUCAAACAACAACCAUUAGCACUACAGCCACUUCGGUGAAAUCAAACAUCCGCAGUUGGUUCAGCAUUCCAUCGACGAAACAUUCCACAAGUAACACAACUAGUACAUGCAAUAACAACUCCUCCUCCUCUUCAUCUAAUGCAAAUAAAUUAACUAAUGGGAACUUUGGUACGGACACUAACUCCAGCUCGAGUAUAAACAAUUCCCAAAGUGCUAACCAUUCCAACAGUCCUUCCCAACAACUGGACAAUUCCAAUACCAACAUCAUUCAAAGUUCAUUUAUAUCGUCAGCAUUGACUCAACUGUCUGAGCAAAAUUCAGCAUCUUCUUCUUCGGUUCCAAAACGCCAUCAAGAAUCUCAGCAACAAGAGCAGCAAACCAACGAACGACAGCAACAACAACCGCAGCGUCGAACGACUUCCCUGCUAAAUAUUUUCUCCUCCAAUUCUCAGGUUUCAGGAAUUCUAAGAAGUCGAAGAGAGAAGACCAAAACGAAAAAACUUAAAAAGAAAAAGGAACUCGAAGCUGGCGAUGGUAAUAAGGAGGAACGAAAUGUUGUCGAAGAAAAGGACCACUUGCAAGACGUUGAACAAAAUAAAGUACAAAAGUCAUCAUCAGCGACAGUGGCCAUUCCAGUUAUUCCCGGUGUUGUACCAACUGCUGCUCCUGAAGUUGACGAAGAUGGUUAUAGUAUUCAGCCACAAAAAGAAGCUGCCUGGGAAGAUAAUCCUGAAAAUGCGGGUAGUUUCUAUUCUGACUCCGACUCAGAUUCAGAUAAUGAUAAGCCUGAUAAAAAAAUCCACGUCAAAAUAAAACCACUUAACAAUGGUACAGCUCCAAUGUCGGCCAGUGUUGAUGAACUACGAGCGACUGUGGGGAAUAUAUCACUUUCACCAGUGGGAAUUUUUUCGCACAGUCAACAGUUAGAACAAUCCAGCAUUGCAUCACGCCAACAAAGUCCAGAAGUAUCAAAUGCAUCAACACCGACUGCUACAGUGCAUCCCUAUGCACCACUCCAAAGUCCUACUCUAUCAAUGUCCAACAACUCGAGAUAUGCCGACUUGGGCGACAUAUUCUCUGAAGUUGGUGAAAUCAGUGCAUCUGCUCCUGCUUCCGCUACAAUAUCAAAGUCUGUAAGCCGCCAAAUACCAACACCGACAUCAGCCAAUAGCAUAGCAAUACCUCGUCCGCCCUCUCGACGCUCCGAAAUGGCUCCACGAGGGCGAAUCAGUCCGUCAUCGAUGUCACGAGCCGAUAGCGUCGGCAGUAUGGAAUUCCGAAUGGGCGUUGGGCAUGGUUCAUCAAGAGGCCCAUCACCUCUUACUAUUGGCAUAUCGGAUACGAUACCCCUCGCUGUGGCCUUCCAUGAAAUUAUUCAUGCUUACUUUAGGGGUACCGAUGAAUCGAGGUGUCAAGUGAAAAUAACUGGUGAUAUGAUGUUGUCCUUUCCUGCUGGCAUAGCCGGUGUCUUGGCCAACAAUCCCAAUCCAGCUAGAUUGGGUUUUCGUAUGAAAAAUAUAAAUAACCUUGAAAACAUUGUUCCCAAUCAAGAACUAGUCCAAGUUGAUCAUAGUCAAUCGGAUAUGGUAAGCACAGUUCUUGAAUUCAAUAUGACUGCUUUGACGGCAAAAUUACGUCGCCAAUCUGAACAAAGCCCGUCUGCUGCUUACUUCAAUGUGGAAAUACUAAAAUACCAGGUGCGCUCGAAACCAGGUGCUUCAUCGUGUCCUUUCCAAUUGGUUAGCUAUUGGAAAUGUGAACCAACGUAUACGGCCCUGAAAAUUGACUACAAGUACAAUAAUCAUGCGAUGGCAGUUGCCACUCCAUUACUCAAUGUAACACUGUCAGUACCGGUAAAUGGAUCUGUUCGAAAUGUACAAUCAAAGCCACAUUCGGCGUGGCUUGGUGAAUCAAAUCGUUUGGUAUGGAACUUUACCGACAUAUCCCAAAAUUCACAAGGCGGUGGUGUUGGAACUCUUCGCGCUCGAUUAGAACUAAAUGAUGGCCCAUCCACACCUAACACUAUGACUACGCAGUUCAAUUGCGAAGGCACCACCUUGUCUGGAAUUGAGUUUGAACUAAUUGGCAAUGGCUAUCGACAGUCGUUGGUAAAACGAAGAUUUGUAUCAGGUAAAUACAUCUGCGAAGGAGAUGGAAUUCGAAGUGGGGCUACACCGACUCCACCAUCAGUUGGCUCAUCUAGUCCUUAUUCGGCGAAAUCAAAUUGAAAUAAAGAAUAAGGAAUAAGCCACAAUUAUUAUUACAAUAUGCUGCAAACUUGUGAGCUACAAUAUAAAGUAUGUGUGGGAACGAUAAUAAACGAACAAACAUGAAAUACAAUUCCAAGACUUGGAGAAAAUUUAUGUUAUUGUUA